Siniperca chuatsi (mandarin fish) is the source of this 8321-nucleotide messenger RNA. It is a transcript of the gene astn1, whose product is annotated as astrotactin 1. The coding region runs from base 144 to 4178 and encodes 1344 amino acids. Gene Ontology annotation, biological process: neuron migration; neuron cell-cell adhesion. The record is from RefSeq and is a predicted model, not a curated record. Gene Ontology annotation, molecular function: protein binding. Lineage: Eukaryota; Metazoa; Chordata; Actinopteri; Centrarchiformes; Sinipercidae. The transcript has 25 exons.
AAACAAGGCGUUUGUUUCCAACACUGUGAGAGCCCGCCGGUGUAUCACACCCCUCUCACUCACUCUGCUGCUCUCUCAUCCGCCGGGUUGAGAGACCGAAGCAGCCUGAGCGAGGCACAGCGAGGAGGGGAGAGGAAACGGAGAUGUCGAGCAUCAACACGAGACCGCUGCUGCUGGGGCUCGCGUGGGUCCUUCUGGCCGUCCCAACGCCUAAUGUCCGAUGUCUAAACGGCGACGAGGACCAGAGCCAGGACACCGAGUGCAAGAUGAAGAGCGUCACCGUGUCGGCGCUGCCGUUUUUGAGGGAAAACGACCUGAGCAUCAUGCACAGUGCGUCGGCCUCCGAGCCCAAGCUGCUGUUCUCCGUUAGAAACGAUUUUCCCGGAGACGUCGUGGUGGUGGACGACCUGGAAAACACCGAGCUCCCCUUUUUUGUCUUAGAGAUCUCUGGGAAUUCAGAGGACAUCCCUCUGGUGCGCUGGAGGCAGCAAUGGCUGGAGAAUGGCACUCUGCUCUUCCACAUUCACCACCAGGACGGCAGCCUGAACCUCCCGGAACCAACCGAAGACCCAGCCAACGAUUCUGCAAAGGAGGAGCUCCGCAUCCUGCAUAUCUCUGUCAUGGGCGGGAUGAUCGCCCUUCUGCUGUCCAUCCUGUGCCUGGUCCUGAUCCUCUACACCCGCAGGCGCUGGUGUAAACGGCGUCGCAUCCCUCAGCCCCAGAAGAGUGCCAGCGCUGAGGCGGCUAAUGAGAUCCACUACAUUCCCUCAGUGCUGAUGGGAGGCCAAGCCCGGGAGAGCUUGAGGAACUCCCGUGGUCAGGGGCCGAAUUCCAGCGGUACCCUCAGCAUCAGGGAGACACCGAUUUUGGAUGGGUACAAGUAUGAGUACGACAUUACUGACCUGCGUCACCAUCUGCAGCGGGAGUGUAUGAAUGGUGGCGAGGAGUUUGCCAGCCAAGUCACCCGUACCCUGGACUCCCUCCAGGGCUGUAAUGACAAGAACAGUAUGGACCUCGCCCCUGUGAGUGACAACACCAAGCUGGCACUAAUGAACAAAUACAAGGACAACAUUAUCGCCACGAGCCCCAUCGACAGCAACCACCAGCAGAACACCCUGCUUCCACACAACACCUCCACCAGCCAACGCAAACGUCUCUCCAGCAACACCCGUGUUCGGACAAACCCUGGAUCUGCUUUGUCCUCUCCGUGUCAGCCUACCCGUGGACACCACGGUCAGAAAAGAAAAAGGAAAGCGGGUUCAACUUUCUUGAACCCAGACGGCGACUCUGGGACAGAGGCAGACAGCGAGCCUCAGCUGGCCUUUUACACCGACCCAAACCGCAGUCGCCGCCGGAGUCGAGGUAUGAGAAAUGGUAACGCCAACAGCGCGUGGGGCUCAGGGGCAGGUUCCCCACGGAGCCCCAUCAAUAAGACCACCCUGACUUUGAUCAGUGUCAUCAGCUGCGUGAUCGGCCUGGUUUACUCCUCUCACCUCUCCUGUAGCCUCUCAGUCCGGGUAAUCCUACAUGUGCCGGAGCACCUCAUCGCUGAUGGAUCAAGGUUCAUUUUGCUGCAGGGGAGCCAGUUGGACGCCUCAGACUGGCUGAACCCAGCCCAGAUUUUGUUGUACUACCAGCAGAAUGCCAGCGGGCCCUGGGUCAGCGAGCUGUGUGGACGACGCCUCCUGGACCCCUGUGAGCACCAGUGUGACCCAGAGACAGGAGAAUGCCUUUGCCUCGACGGCUACAUGAAAGACCCGGUCCACAAGCACCUCUGCAUCCGUAGUGAGUGGGGGCCCAAUCAGGGUCCCUGGCCUUACACCAUCUUCCAGCGCGGUUUUGAUCUUGUGAUGGGAGAACAGCCCUCUGAUCGCAUUUUCAGAUUCACAUACACCUUAGGAGAAGGAAUGUGGCUGCCAUUGAGUAAAAGCUUUGUCAUCCCCCCUGCCGAGCUUGCCAUUAACCCCUCAGCCAAGUGCAAGACAGACAUGACAGUCAUGGAGGACGCGGUGGACGUACGAGAGGAGUUGAUGAUCAGUUCAUCCUUUGACUCUUUGGAGGUUCUCCUGGACUCAUUUGGGCCCGUCAGAGACUGCACCAAAGACAAUGGAGGUUGCAGCCGCAACUUCCGCUGCAUAUCUGACCGAAAGCUGGACUCCACCGGAUGUGUGUGCCCUCCAGGGUUGAGUCCUAUGAAGGAUGGGACCGGGUGCUACGACCAUCACAUUGGCAUCGACUGCUCUGACGGUUUCAAUGGAGGAUGUGAGCAGCUGUGUCUCCAGCAGCUGGCUCCUCUAGAGGAUGACCCAACACUCUACAACAUCCAGAUGUUCUGUGGGUGUAUUGAGGACUACAAGCGCGGUCCAGAUGGGAGGUCAUGCCUGCCGCUGUCUGAGGCCUGCACUGAGGGAAUAGACUGUGGGGAAGCAGCGGACAUCCCUGCUAACCAGACUGUGUUCGGAGACCUUUUCUACGGAUACAACAACCACACCAAAGAGAGCACCUCCGGACAGAUCCUCAAGGCCACAUUCAGGCAGAAGAACUUUGCCCGAGGCAUCGAGCAGCAGCUCCCAGAUGGCAUGGUGGUGGCAUCGGUGCCAACGGAGGUUCAGUGCCACGAGGAGCUGUCGGACCCUGUGCCCGACCCAGAAUACCUUACAGGCAUGGUGAACUACAGUGAGGUGUCUGGCUACCCCCUUGUUCAGCAUUGGAGUCUUCGCUCUGUGCUGUACCAUGUCAAACUCAAUCAGUGGGUCCUCUCUCAAGCUUUCAGCUCAGCCAUCCAUUCUCUGGACGGGGCGACACAGCGAAGCGACUUUGCCUCCAUCCUCAGGGAGUUCGGGAACCACUACGUGCAGGAAGCGGUGUACGGCUUCCAGGAGUCCUGUACCAUCUGGUACCCCAACAAACAGGUCCAGAGACAGCUGUGGCUGGAGUACCAGGACAUUAGCAAAGGUAACUCACCUUCGGAGGAGUCAGAGGAGCGUGACAAGGAGCCGAGGACGUUGACCUACCCUGCAUACAUCGCUAGUCUGCUGGACACUGGUGCAAAGCGCAUGGCAGCCGGCGUCCGUAUGGACUGCACCAGUCAAGGCCAGUGCCCGCGCUCCUGUUACCUCUGCCACAUGAGCCCAAGGGCGGCGCAAGGGCGGCAGCAGUCCGAGCCUGUCCUGCUGCAGAUCACCAAAGCUGCACCCAUCUAUGAACUGGUGUCCAACAAUGAGACCUACCAGGCUCUUCAGGAGGCGAUGAUGAGCAUGCUGUGGUGUUCAGGGAAAGGUGAUGUUAUUGAUGACUGGUGUCGGUGUGAUUCCAGCGCUUUUGGCACAGACGGACUGCCCACCUGCGCCCCACUUCCCCAACCUAUGCUGAAACUGUCUUACACCUAUGAGCCCAGCAGCUCAUUGGUCAUCAUGGAGUGGAACCACACCGAGCCACCAAUCGGUGUGCGGAUUGUUGAUUACCUCAUCAGCCAGGAGAAAGUGACAGAGAGGACCGAUCACUCCAAAGUUGAGACAGAAACCCUUUUGAGCUUUGUGGAUGACAUCUUGUCAGGGGCUAGGUCUCCAUGUGUGAUGUUAGGGGACAUCCCCAACCUCCUGUCCUCCUCCAUCAGCAUGAUUAUUCGCUGCCUGGAGCCCGACACCACAUAUAUGUUCCGUCUGUGGGCAGUAGACAACACAGGACGCCGUUCCAGCCCAAGUGAGGUCACCAUCAAAACUCCCUGUCCAACUGUGGAUGAUGUCAAAGCACAAGAAAUAGCUGAUAAGAUCUAUAACCUGUUCAAUGGUUACACCAGUGGGAAGGAGCAGCAGACGGCCUACAAUACUCUGAUGGACCUGGGUGCUCCCACGCUCCACCGUGUUCUCUACCACUACAACCAGCGCUACGAGAGCUUCGGAGAAUUCACCUGGAGGUGUGAAGAUGAGCUAGGACCCAGGAAGGCCGGCCUCAUCCUCUCCCAGUUAGAUGAACUCUCCCUGUGGUGUAAGGGUCUUCUUCAGGAGCCGAAGAUCGGUCUCCGCCGGAUGUCCCUCAAGUUCCUGUCCUGCCGUUACACUGACACCAAGGCCUUUGGGCUGAACUGGUCUGACAUGGGCCAGGACGUACACAAGGCCUGUGAUGAGCAGACACUCACUGUCAUAUAUAAUGACUACGGUGAGCCGAAGGAGCUGUAAAACUAUUCAGAAGUUUCAGUUUGGACGUGUAUAGGAAUACGGGAGAUUUGUUAAACCCAACAAAGAAACACAUAAAAUGCAGGUUUCACAAUUGUUUCGAUAAGCUAUAUGGAUUUAUGGUGUCAUAAGCAAAUUCUAAACAUUAUUUGAAAUGCCAUUUACUCUAUUUAGCCUUACCACAUUAUUGGUAAAUGUAUUCAAAAGUCUAAUCAGAGCUUCCGGGUAGGAGAUGAUCUCUGAAGCCUGAUAAUCAUCUAAUAAAUUGGGGUUUUGUUGAUCCAUACCUCUUUGCUGUGCUUUGUUUGAGCUACGCCGAAGUCCACUCCUCCCUUGCAAUAAGUGAAAAUGACUGCAAACUUGACACAUUCUGCAGAUGCUUCACAAUAAAAGCCCUCCUUGUGUCACGCCUUUAAUCAGUUCUCACUGGUCCUUCUUCAUUGCUUUAUGACUGCAUAAUAAUGAUACAUAUUUUCUUUGUUAUACAUCAAAAUUUUAUGGACUGAAGGACCAUUGGGAGUCUGAGAAAAGAAGUGAAGCAAGUAAAGCUUUACUUUCCUAAUCUUGUUUAGGAUUAGGUUGGCGGUUCGAUCCCCAGCUCCUCCUGUCCACAUGUCGAAGUGCCCUUGGUCAAUACACUUGCUCCCAAUGGUCAGGCUAGCAUGGUAGCUGAGUGUGUGUGCCUAUAGGUGAAUGAGAGGCAAAUUGUAAAGUGCUUUGGAUAAAAGUGCAAAAUAAAUGCAGCCAUUUACCAUGUACUGUGAAGCAGCUGCGGAGAGACAAGAUAAAAUUGUUUACUCUGGGCGCCCCAUGACUCACCUUUGCGCGUACCAUUAAGGCUGAGUGCUAACCGCAGCAGCCUGGGUUCGAUUCCAACCCGGGACCCUUUGCUGCAUGUCAUCCCCUCUCUCUCUCCCACCUUUUCUGUCUCUCUCUGCAGCUGUCACUAUCACUACCAAUAAAGGCAAAAAUGGCCGAAAAAAUUAUCUCAAAAAAAUUGUUUACUCAUGCAACAAGGCUAGCUUUUAGCUUUUUGAUUAAAGGUUGGUAUGUGUCUCAAUUUGGAUAUUUUUAGUUUAGUUUAGUUUUCGUUUAGUGUGAAAUAUUGCGAGGCAGGAAUGGACGGACCUAUAAGGCAUGGAAAAUCGAAAUGAAUCAGAAAUCAGUUCCAUUAUGUUUGUACGCGCUUUUCGAAAACUCAAAGCACCUUUUGGGAUGAAUAUCAUGCCAUAUCUCGACAUUGGGAAAAAAAAAACAUCAAAAAAAGGUUUUGCAAGAUUGAAACAAAGUUUUGAAGGCUUGCAUGUUUUGAUGGGCUGAAAAAAAAUUUAAAUCUCUGCAAACAUAACUUUUUACCAGCCGCGACAACCGUGUGAGUCUGUGUGUGUAUGUGUGUGUCAUCAUGGCAAAAUGUGGUCCUGGAGACACCUACUGGAACUGCCGCAGAGGCUGUUUUGAGUACUUUGGCAGGUGUUUACAUGUUUAUCUGUCUGCCUGUGGACUGAUUUUGCCAAUGCGAUAGUAUCACACCUGUGCAAGAUGCAGUCACGAAUCUUUAUAGGUGUGUAGUUGAGAUCAAAAUGAAGGCCAAGUUCGAUGUUGACUGGUGUGAUCCCAUUGCAAGUUAAUUUGUUUCAGACCAGAGCUGCCAGAAAUCACGUAACUCACAAACUCGCAACUGUGUGGGCAGAUCUCUGAAAAGUGGGUGUUGUAAACUCAGCUCUGAAAGAACAGUCUGCAAUACGAGUGCAAAUGUACAUCCGCAAACGUUUCAAAAUAAAGAUUUGCCCUUUCGAAACUCAAGUUUCAAAGUUUCAAAACUUUUUUCCCAACAUAUGCGCACCAGUUCACCAUUUACAAGAUUUCAAACCUGGAAAAAAACAAACUAAUACUCCAGGAGAACAGUGACAAAUUUGAAACCGAAACAUUGUUGCAGUUGUGAAGAAGGAAAACUCAAAUACAAAAUAAUGUUUGCAGAGAUUUAAAAAAAUGUCAGCCUACCAAAACAUUACACAAGCCUUCAAAACUUAGUUUAAAUCUUGCAAAACCUUUUUCAUUAGAAGCUUUUUUUUUUAGAUAUGGCAUGAUAUUCAUCCCAUACUUUUGCAGCACAUAUUUUUAUCAUUUAAAUGCAUGAAUAAAUCCAUAUUACAGUGAUUUUACGUUUAGUUUUGUAUUUGAUCAUGACAUUAAAGGCAAUUAUCUUAGAAAAACAAAUAUCUUAAAGGAACUAAACGUGAGACCGUGCAUUUUACUUCACUUUAUUUCUUUGUUGAAUUCAACAAUCUUUAUUUUAAAACUUUGAUACAUAAAGAGAGCACUUUCUCACAUCUUAAUAGUGUAGUCUAGAUGGGAAAGCGUAAUAUCAUUUGGCUUCUUCAUAGUCAGUCAGAUAUUAAAAGGUCAGAUCUGGGACAUAAAGGGUUACACAUCAAGUCCUUUGUCCCUGUUUAAAUCCAAACUUAGUCAUAUCUUGACAAAUGGCAACUCUUGAUGUCAAACGAGUGGCCAAAAACCGAAAGUGAUUGUGACUUUUUAGGGAGCUCACAUCCAUCUUACAGAGAUGUCUUAGAGAUUUAACUGUUAAAACUCGUUGUAGCUUCAGUUUCACUGGUACAUUCCAACCAUUGCUUAAUAUUUUAUUGCUUCUGAUGCUUGUCGUACACAUAUAUUAUGAAUAACUGCAACACACACAGCAGGUGAACACUUCAUGGGCCAAAACAUCAUGUAUCUCCUCAGCUGUAAUUUGGUAUUGGCUGCUGUAUUAUGUGGAGUUGCUCAUACAUCAAGUCUUAUCAGGACUUGCAGUUUUGAACUAUCACUUCUCUUUUUACAUAUUUUGAAUGAAGUCAGCCUCAUGAACUAGAACAUACAAAUCUGGUUUUGUCUUUUGUCAUUCAUACAUGUUGAAAAGGUAAUCCAGUGCAACAUAUUUAAGGAAAUGUCAUGUAGCGACACUGGGGAAAAAGACAGUAUUUUACAAAGUUAUUCUGUGAGAAAGCUGAAGUAGCAUGUAAGCAAUUGAAGCUAAAGAGAUUUUACUAGAUAGGCAAAAGAAAGAUAAGAGAGGAUGGCCUGCUGGGAGUUAUUUUAGUAGUAUAGACAUUCGAAACAACAACAAACCUUGUACAUAGCAUUAUCAUAAUGUUUUAGCUAUAUAACCUGCUGAAUGUAGUAUUGAUAGUUUGCAUUUAAUAAUAACAGGUAUCACAGAGGAAGUACACAGAUCGGUUUAUUUUCUCUACAUGUUCAGUAAAACGUACCAAACUAUUUGACAGUAUUUGCUUUUAUCGUUUAACAGUUCAAUAUUUUAACAUCAUUCACAAUCCAACCAAUGAACACUGUUAAAAAUAACUAUAAUAUAAUUUUGUAUUGAAACUGCAAAUUAACAGUGUCUUAAUGUUUUCAGCUGCUUCUCUGUAUGUUUAAACUUCAUGCAAUGAUGUAAGUCUUUAGAAAGACUUUUCUGACAUUUACACUAAUACUGUGCAUUUAUUGUGAGUAUAUUUAAACUUUUAUUUGACUUCUAUUUGUUAUGUUAUAAUUUUAUCACUGUGCAGUGGACAUGUUUGAGAUUGAUGUCAAAGAAAUGCAAAUGUAUAUUAGUUGUUGAUUUUUAACAAAGCUCAUAUGUGAAUACUAAAAUAUACACUUGUAGAUUAUUGUAUAGGCAGCAAAGUAUUUCAUAAAUGCAUCACAUUAUAGCCCAGUACAGUGUUUUCCUUCUGUAUAUAUAUGUACAACAGGUGAUAUUUUACAACAUUUACAUGUGCUUUAGUAGAUACAAUAUUGUACUGUAAUAUCUGCUGUGUAGCUUAGUCUAGCAUUUGGAUUAAUCCACUGAUUACAGUUCUGAUGUAAAGAGCAAAGGGUUUUUGCUUUCUUUGAUCUGAUGUUAUCCACUAACUGAAACUGGAUUCGGACCUUUGUCAUAAACUAUAAGUGAUUGGUUGAUUUAAACACUAGAACACUGGAAUUGAACAUAAAAUAAACAAGGCAACAGGAUGGAGACCUCUUGACCUUUGAGAGAAAUGGGAACCAACUUCUACUAUCUGCAUGAUAUUAUUGUGUCUAUACUGUAUGUGGCUAACUUUUUCACUUUGAUCUUUGCUACUUCAAAGAACAAUAAAGAAUAUAUUGUGAAAA